GCACAGGCGGCCACGAUGAGGGUCAACGAGAAGUACUCGACGCUCCCGGCCGAGGACCGCAGCGUCCACAUCAUCAACAUCUGCGCCAUCGAGGACAUCGGCUACCUGCCGUCCGAGGGCACGCUGCUGAACUCCUUAUCUGUGGACCCUGAUGCCGAGUGCAAGUAUGGCCUAUACUUCAGGGACGGCCAGCGCAAGGUGGACUACAUCCUGGUGUACCAUCACAAGAGGCCCUCGGGCAGCCGGACCCUGGGCAGGAGGGUGCAGCACAGCGACACGCCCUCUGGGGCUCGCAGCGUCAAGCAGGACCACCCCCUGCCAGGCAAGGGGGCAUCGCUGGACAUGGGCUCAGCCGAGCCCCCGAUGGACUACCACGAGGAUGACAAGCGCUUCCGCAGGGAGGAGUACGAGGGCAACCUCCUGGAGGCCGGCCUGGAGCUGGAGCGGGACGAGGACACUAAAAUCCACGGAGUCGGGUUUGUGAAAAUCCACGCCCCCUGGAACGUGCUGUGCAGAGAGGCCGAGUUUCUGAAACUGAAGAUGCCCACAAAGAAGAUGUACCACAUUAAUGAGACCCGUGGCCUCCUGAAAAAAAUCAACUCUGUGCUCCAGAAAAUCACAGACCCCAUCCAGCCCAAAGUGGCUGAGCACAGGCCCCAGACCAUGAAGAGACUCUCCUAUCCCUUCUCCAGGGAGAAGCAGCAUCUAUUUGACCUGUCUGAUAAGGAUUCCUUUUUCGACAGCAAAACCCGGAGCACAAUUGUCUACGAGAUCUUGAAGAGAACGACGUGUACCAAGGCCAAGUACAGCAUGGGCAUCACGAGCCUGCUGGCCAAUGGUGUGUACGCGGCUGCAUACCCACUGCACGAUGGAGACUACGAGGGUGAAAACGUGGAGUUCAAUGACAGAAAACUCCUGUACGAAGAGUGGGCGCGCUAUGGAGUUUUCUAUAAGUACCAGCCCAUCGACCUGGUCAGGAAGUAUUUUGGGGAGAAGAUCGGCCUGUACUUUGCCUGGCUGGGCGUGUACACCCAGAUGCUCAUCCCUGCCUCCAUCGUGGGAAUCAUUGUCUUCCUGUACGGAUGUGCCACCAUGGAUGAAAACAUCCCCAGCAUGGAGAUGUGUGAUCAGAGACACAAUAUCACCAUGUGCCCGCUUUGCGACAAGACCUGCAGCUACUGGAAGAUGAGCUCAGCCUGUGCCACGGCCCGUGCCAGCCACCUCUUCGACAACCCUGCCACGGUCUUCUUCUCUGUCUUCAUGGCCCUCUGGGCUGCCACCUUCAUGGAGCACUGGAAGCGGAAACAGAUGCGGCUCAACUACCGCUGGGACCUCACGGGCUUCGAGGAGGAGGAGGAGGCUGUCAAGGAUCAUCCCAGAGCUGAAUACGAAGCCAGAGUCUUGGAGAAGUCUCUGAAGAAAGAGUCCAGAAACAAAGAGAAGCGCCGGCAUAUUCCAGAGGAGUCAACAAACAAAUGGAAGCAGAGGGUUAAGACAGCCAUGGCGGGGGUGAAAUUGACUGACAAAGUGAAGCUGACCUGGAGAGAUCGGUUCCCAGCCUACCUCACCAACUUGGUCUCCAUCAUCUUCAUGAUUGCGGUGACGUUUGCCAUCGUCCUCGGCGUCAUCAUCUACAGAAUCUCCAUGGCCGCCGCCUUGGCCAUGAACUCCUCCCCCUCCGUGCGGUCCAACAUCCGGGUCACAGUCACAGCCACCGCGGUCAUCAUCAACCUAGUGGUCAUCAUCCUCCUGGACGAGGUGUACGGCUGCAUAGCCCGGUGGCUCACCAAGAUCGAGGUCCCAAAGACGGAGAAAAGCUUUGAGGAGAGGCUGAUCUUCAAGGCUUUCCUGCUGAAGUUUGUGAACUCCUACACCCCCAUCUUUUACGUGGCGUUCUUCAAAGGCCGGUUUGUCGGACGCCCGGGCGACUAUGUGUACAUUUUCCGUUCCUUCCGAAUGGAAGAGUGUGCGCCAGGGGGCUGCCUGAUGGAGCUAUGCAUCCAGCUCAGCAUCAUCAUGCUGGGGAAACAGCUGAUCCAGAACAACCUGUUCGAGAUCGGCAUCCCGAAGAUGAAGAAGCUCAUCCGCUACCUGAAGCUGAAGCGGCAGAGCCCCCCUGACCAUGAGGAGUGUGUGAAGAGGAAGCAGCGGUACGAGGUGGAUUACAACCUGGAGCCCUUCGCGGGCCUCACCCCAGAGUACAUGGAAAUGAUCAUCCAGUUUGGCUUUGUCACCCUGUUUGUCGCCUCCUUCCCCCUGGCCCCGCUGUUUGCACUGCUGAACAACAUCAUUGAGAUCCGCCUGGAUGCCAAAAAGUUUGUCACUGAGCUCCGAAGGCCGGUAGCUGUCAGAGCCAAAGACAUCGGAAUCUGGUACAAUAUCCUCAGAGGCAUUGGGAAGCUUGCUGUCAUCAUCAAUGCCUUCGUGAUCUCCUUCACGUCUGACUUCAUCCCGCGCCUGGUGUACCUCUACAUGUACAGUAAGAACGGGACCAUGCACGGCUUCGUCAACCACACCCUCUCCUCCUUCAACGUCAGUGACUUCCAGAACGGCACAGCCCCCAAUGACCCCCUGGACCUGGGCUACGAGGUGCGGAUCUGCAGGUAUAAAGACUACCGAGAGCCGCCGUGGUCGGAAAACAAGUACGACAUCUCCAAGGACUUCUGGGCCGUCCUGGCAGCCCGGCUGGCGUUUGUCAUCGUCUUCCAGAACCUGGUCAUGUUCAUGAGCGACUUCGUGGACUGGGUCAUCCCGGACAUCCCCAAGGACAUCAGCCAGCAGAUCCACAAGGAGAAGGUGCUCAUGGUGGAGCUGUUCAUGCGGGAGGAGCAAGACAAGCAGCAGCUGCUGGAAACCUGGAUGGAGAAGGAGCGGCAGAAGGACGAGCCACCGUGCAACCACCACAACCCCAAAGCCUGCCCAGACAGCCUCGGCAGCCCAGCCCCUGGCCAUGCCCACCACGGGGGCAUCCUGUAGCUAUGCCAGCGGGGCUGGGCAGGCCAGCCGGGCAUCCCGACCAAUGGGCACCCUCUCCCAGGGCAGGUGGCUUCCCGCUUCCGCCAGGGCCCGGUAGGUCCUAGGUUUUCUGCAAACAUGGAGGACCACUUUCUGAUAGGACAUUUUCCUUUCUUCUUUCUGUUUUCUUUCCCUUGUUUUUGCACAAAGCCAUUAUGCAGGGAAUAUUUUUUAAUCUGUAGUAUUCAAGAUGAAUCAAAAUGAUGGCUGGUAAUAGGGCAAUAAGGUAGCAAAGGCAGGUGCUUUGCAGAAAGAAUGCUUGGAAACUUGAGUCUCCCUAGAGGUGAAAAGUGAGCAGAGGCCCCUAGAAACCCUCCUCUGAAUCCUCCUAAUUCCUUAAGAUAGAUGCAAAAUGGUAAGCCGAGGCAUCGCGCAAAAGCUGGUGCGAUGCGUCAGGGAAAAUGGAAAACCCACUCAAGAAUAAUGAUUGAUUCCAGUUCCAAAAGGUGUCACCUGCCUGUUUCAGAAGUUAGACUUUCCAUCGCCUUUUCCUUCCAUCAGUUGAGCGGCUGAGAGAGAAGUGCCUGAUCCCUGAGUCACACAGGGGGCGUGGGAGCAUCCCAGUUAUCCCUGGAAAGCUAGAAGGGGACACAGGUGUCCCUGAUUAAGCAGGAAACAGCACCCUUGGCAUUCCCGGCAGGCUCCCCGCUGUCAGCCACACACCUGCCCCCAUCACACCAAGCUGACCUCAGAGUUGUUCAUCUUCCUUAUGGGACAAAACCGGUUGGCCAGAAAAUGGGCAGAGAGAGAUGACCUGGGAAGCAUUUCCACAGAUGGUGUCAGGGUUUCAAGAAGUCUUAGGGCUUCCAGGGGUCCCCUGGAAGCUUUAGAAUAUUUAUGGGUUUUUUUUUCAAAUAUCAGUUAUAUGGUAGAUUGAGGAUAUUUUUUCUGUAGCUCAAAGGUAGAGGGAGUUUAUUAGUUAACCAAAUAUCGUUGAGAGGAAUUUAAAAUACUGUUAUUACCAAAGAUUUUUAUUAAUAAAGGCUUCUAUUUUGGUAACACUUCUCUAUAUUUUUACUCACAGGAAUGUCACUGUUGGACAAUUAUUUUAAAAGUGUAUAAAACCAAGUCUCAUAAAUGAUAUGAGUGAUCUAAAUUUGCAGCAAUGAUACUAAACAACUCUCUGAAAUUUCUCAAGCACCGAGAGAAACAUCAUUUUAGCAAAGGCCAGGAGGAAAAAUAUAAAUAUAUUUGUCUUGAACACAUCAUUGAUGUGAUGUUACAUUCUCUUUAAUCUGCCAACUGUGAUCAAAGUUCAUAGGUGUUGUAGAUUUCCAUUAUUUGCUAAAUCAUGCAAUCUGAUGCUUCUCUUUUCUCUUGUACAGUAAGUAGUUUGAAGUGGGUUUUGUAUAUAAAUACUGUAUUAAAAAUUAGGCAAUUACCAAAAAUCCUUUUAUGGAAACCAUUUUUUUAAAAAGUGAAUGUACACAAAUCCACAGAGGACUGUGGCUGGACAUUCAUCUAAAUAAAUUUGAAUAUACGACA
Messenger RNA from Nomascus leucogenys (northern white-cheeked gibbon), 4500 nucleotides. Lineage: Eukaryota; Metazoa; Chordata; Mammalia; Primates; Hylobatidae. The record is from RefSeq and is a predicted model, not a curated record.